Molecule: messenger RNA, 3961 nt
Organism: Corythoichthys intestinalis (scribbled pipefish)
Lineage: Eukaryota; Metazoa; Chordata; Actinopteri; Syngnathiformes; Syngnathidae
Gene: rskrb
Product: ribosomal protein S6 kinase related b
Exons: 13
Coding region: 1283-2485 (400 amino acids)
Biological process (GO): protein phosphorylation
Molecular function (GO): ATP binding; protein serine/threonine kinase activity
Source: RefSeq, a predicted model, not a curated record
CUGAUUGGCUAACGAGAGAGUGGGUGGAUUUAUGGAAUCGUCACACGCACCCGGGAUUAACCUGUGUCUUCUUUUUAUAAUGUCGCCAUAUUGCAGCGGUCGCUCUGUUUCCGUGUCGAUUAUCGAUUGAAAGUGAUAUUUGUUCCUCUCACUUUGCGAGGUUUACGUAACUGUUUUGGAUAGAGAAGGUUCCGGAGCCGCGCGACGGCUCCGAUGAGGCGCGCUCGCAGAUGGGCGCCGACGGCAGCAAGAAGGUAAAUAGAUGGGGUGCAUUUUGGCGAAUGUGAUUGGAGGGGGGUGCCCCCGUUUCCGUGGUGAUGAUGACGCCCGUGCAUACUUGUUUAUAUGUUAUUUUUAAAGGAUACGUAUUUAAACGGGAGGCACAAUAAUUAUCCUACACCCUCCGUUACACACGGGCUGCACAUCUGCUGUGGCCCGUAGGCUACUAUGUUGUAGGAGGCACGUCACGUGACUCAACCACUUCAUUAAGUACACUAGUUGAGCUGCUUCGAUUAUCCCUAGCCCCUGGAGCAUCUUUGUAUGAAUAUGAUGAGAAAACGUUUAGUUGAAUAAAAAGUUUAGCAUUGGAUUUCGAUUUCGAACGUGUAAAGAGGUGGAGCAUCCUCGUACUUGACAGAGACGCAGUUAUCUCGUUUUAAAACCAAAAGGCUCGUCGACACGCAAGUAUGUAGUUUUAACAUUUUUUUUCUUAACACAAUGACAUUCUAGAGCCACCUUUCUCUCGCUUAAAAGACAAUGUACGGGUAAUUCCUUUCCCUUACAUUACAGUUAAGUAAACUGCCAUUUUUUAAACACUGCAGUUUCGCUAGGAAUUGUAAAAAAAAAAAAAAAAAAGUAGCAUCAUGCUAAUUGUAAAAGGAAGUCGGCGUUAUGUCACGAUGACGUCACCUCGCUGAGCAACGUGUCGCCAUUUUGCGAAGGGGGCACGCACAGCUAAACAUUCCGUAGACAAACGUCUGAAAUUCAUAUAUUUCAGGUGUGUUUUGCAUCUUUUUUCAUAAAAACGUCUUAAACAUGGCUUACUAUUAUCACGAGACACUGCCAACAGACGCGAUGAGGCGAUACAAUUUAAAAUUACCGUGUAUUGGCUUGCAAUUCUGCUCAUACAAAGUCGCAGCUGAUAGCUGGAUGAACAAUCCAAAGGAAUGGCCUGCAGUGGAGUUCGGAAACAUCUACAACUACCUCAUAAAGUCACCCAAGGCCGGCUGAUGGCCGGGAGGAAGAGUCCCUCUCGUCAGGCUGGCGUGGCUUUCUGUCCGGCAUGGGCCUAUCGCUGCCUGCUGCCUUGUGCCGCCUGGCGCCGUCCGCUUUGCCCCUGGGUAGACGGCGCAUGCUUCAAGGCAGGGCACCCGACAUCCCCGAGCACGUAUUGAGGCUGGCAGGCGUAGGUCCUGACAAGCUCAGGUCGGAGUGGAGCCUGCCGGGUUUCGUCGCCAUGUUCUUGCCUGAGUUCCCCCACAGGGCCAUGCCUAGUCAAGAGCACUUUCAGGUGUUAGGUUACAUCGCCAAAGGUUCUUUUGGACCCAUCUUGAAGGUGAAAGAUAAGACCAAACAGAGAACAUACGCCGUUAAGGUGAUACCCAAAUCUGAGAUUCUCCGACUGGGCGUUCUGGAGCAGUCUAAAGAAGAGGUGAUAGUCCAGCGUCAGAUUCGGCAUCCAUUUGUCCACGACCUUCAGGACUGUUGGCAGACGCAGCGCCACCUCUACAUUAUGUGCGACUACUGCGGCACUGGCGACCUGUACACCUACUGGCAGAUGAUUGGUCUAUUUGCCGAGGACACAGUUCGGGUGUUUGCUGCUGAGCUUGGCUGCGCACUUGGAUUUCUUCACGACUUUGGAAUCAUCCACAGAGACGUGAAGAUGGAAAACAUUCUGCUUACGGACAAUGGACACCUUCGCCUGGCUGACUUUGGUUUGUCCCGUCGCCUGGAGCGGGGAGGCCGGGCUUUUACCAUCUGUGGGACCAUACAAUACAUGGCACCCGAGGUGCUGAGCGGCGGUCCCUACAACCACGCGGCCGAUUGGUGGUCGCUGGGAAUCCUGCUCUUCUCAUUGGCUACCGGCAAGUUCCCUCUGCCUCCAGAGCCAGACCACUGUGGCAUGCUGAGGCGGGUGCGGUCUUUCCCCUAUGAAAUGCCCUUCAGUUUGAGCCCCCCUCUGGCCAUGCUCAUCACCGAGUUGCUGUGCAAAAUGCCCACCCGCCGACUACGCACCUUGGAUCGCUUCCAACGCCAGACCUUCUUCCGUGGGCUCAGCUUUGACCAAAACCUACUGCAGCGCCACCCUGUGGAGGUGAUUCUGGAGCUGAGGGAGCGACCCGAUCGUGCCGCCAAAGCCCGCCGAGGCCUCACGCUAUCACUGCAGCCACUCAAAGGCUUCGAUUACGACUCGCUGCUCAGCCCGCCGCACACACCCGAUGCGCCGCCGCAGGAAGCAGGACCGCGUAGGGAGGUGUUCGUUUGACACAUGAACUCUGCUAAGCAGUACACGUACAGUACAGUACAGUACAGUACAGGUUUUUUAAAGUUUGCGAGUGACAAAAUUGCUGGUCCAUACUUAAAAUGGCUUAUUGGUGGAUUAAAAUUAGUUUAUCGCUAAUAGUCAUCCAAGCCGUUUGAACUGGGAGGACUGGCGUUUGAACUGGGAGGACUGGCAUUGAAUGAACCAAAGUUUCUUCGCUGCAGCCCUCACACUUCAAAUGGAUUGGACAUCUAGGGAUAAACAUAGUGGUGGGAAGGUGCAUUUUGCCUAGAGAAAGAAUACAUUUUAUUUCUUAACAUCCAAUCCUUUCGAAGGGGAGUUCCGGCAGCAAAUGAACAUUGAAUUAGAUGUCUACAAGUAAUAAACUGGUGAGAGGUUGCUUCUUGGCCAGAGGAAAAACUAAUUUUAUUUUUUAUCUAAUUGGCUGCUAGUGACAGCACUAGACAUUCAAUCCAUUUGAAGUGGGACAGCGAAUGAAUGAACGUUCGCUCAUUGAAAUUCCCAGCAGAAGGUUCCUUUUUUUUUUUUUAUAAUGGCAGUGUUUGUAGCUGUCGGCCAUCUUGGGUAGAGUGACCUGCGGUUGGAAAUGAGAUCUUGAAAAGUACAUAUAGCACACUCUCUGCACGGUUUUUCUUACUACUCCCCUAUACCUACUGUAUGACAUCAGUUUAGUGCAGAAUCGGUACCGAUACUAGUACGUCUAGAUUUUGGAGCAACACUACCUGUGAUUAACAAGCAGCGCUAAAUUGUGAAGCUUUUCUGCCUAUGCUGAUGCUGUCUAAUUAAGCCGGACAGCUAUUUACAAUAUUUUAAGCACUGUAUCCUGUGGCCUGAACACUUGUUUCCACCAUGAAAAGCACCUUUUAUACCUUUUGUGUUUGCACAACAGGAAACGUUAUCUUUAGUGGGCUUUGGAUAUGCUGCAACUGUUAUUUUGCAAACAAUGGUCACGCUACCUGAAGACAAUGCACUCUUAUUUUCUGUGUAGUCACUUGCGCAAAGAAAUGCCUUUUCCUAAAUAACGUUGACUUUACAUCUCGUCUUACCACUGUGGAAACGUCACAACUUUAACUUAGCAUUUUGACAGAAGGGAACUUUUUUUUUUUUUUUUUUUGGUCAUAAAGUAUGUUUCAAUGUACCUGAAUGCCUCUCACACGUGAUCCUGACUUUUGUGUUUUUGGUAUGCAAAUGUUUGUUUAUAUGUAUAGUAUAUACAAAUAAUCCUCUUUAUACAAUUUAUAAGAGAGUUUUGGAUGUUUACAUGUUUUUUGAACAUUAAUAAAUGAAGUAAAUGUGCUACUUUUGUGACUGGCAUUGUGAGAAAUAUGAUUGGGGCAGGUUUCAACAUGCAGCUUUUCUCAAUAGAUCUUGCCCAACACGGAGACUGUUAUGACACGUUGGAUGGGAGAUUACAUACAAUUUUGCACAAUGAUAUCUAAUGCAAACAUUUUGUUUGCU